GCCCGAGGGUCGGCCAUGGGCCCGGGCGCGUGGCUGCGCUGCCUGGCGCUGGGCUGCUGCUGCUGCCUGGCCGGGCGGUGGGGCGGCCCGGCGGUGGCGGCGGCGCUGGGCGGCGGCGAGUACUGCCACGGCUGGGUGGACGCGCGCGGCGCCUACUCGGCCGGCUUCGCCUGCCCCGAGCGCUUCGACGCGCCCGACGCCGCCAUCUGCUGCGGCUCGUGCGCCCUGCGCUACUGCUGCGCCGACGCCGGCGCGAGACUCGAGCAGGGCGGCUGCACCAACGACCCGGCGCAAGCGGAACAGCCGGCCGGGAGCGCCCAACCAGUCUAUGUGCCAUUCCUGAUCGUCGGAUCAAUAUUCCUUGCCUUCCUUUUCGUGGGCUCCUUUGUCGCCGUUUAUUGCUGCACGUGUUUAAGGCCGAAGCAAACGCUGCCACAGCCGAUCCGGUUUUCUCUCCGAAGCUACCAGAUGGAGACUUUGCCAAUGAUCUUGACCUCCACUAGCUUAAGGACUCCAUCGAGGCAAUCUAGCUCUGCCGCCAGCUCAAGUUGCACGGCCAGCUCUCUCGGCAAGUUUUCAUUUGCCAGGCCAGAGUCUAGCUGUACAGCGGCACCUUCACCUCCACCUUACACGCCAGGCUGCUUGCAAAUGGGCCACUCUGUCAGCCUCUCUCAGCCCUCUGGGUUUUUGGUGUCGGGACCAUAUUUCUCCUAUCCUCUGGACUCCGAGCCGUCUCUAACUGGGAAGAGCGUUCCGGAAACUUAGCCAGAGCUGAGCGAAGCAUUCGAAACAGCGAUUUCGCUAAGAAGCACAAUGGACUCCUGUGUUACGUGGUUUUCAUUGUGGUGUUCUCUGCUUACGGAACUGAAAAUAACGUGAAUGGGUGAGUUACCCUUUAGAAAAAGUGUCAAUUAUUGCAGGAAUUUUCGUUUGGUACUAGGACUUGCCGAUCAGAAGGUUGGGGGUUCGAAUCCCCAUGACGGGGUGAGCUCCCGUUGUUCAGUCCCUGCUCCUGCCAACCUAGCAGUUCAAAAGCACAUCAAAGUACAAGUAGAUAAAUAGGUACCGCUCAGGUGGGAAGGUAAAUGGUGCUUCUGUGCGCUGCUCUGGUUCACCAGAAGCGGCUUAGUCAUGCUGGCCACAUGACCCGGAAGCUGUACGCCGGCUCCCUCGGCCAAUAAAGCGAGAUGAGUGCCACAACCCCAGAGUCGGCCACGACUGGGCCUAAUGGUCAGGGGUCCCUUUACCUUUACUGGUCUAAAACAU
Messenger RNA from Podarcis raffonei (Aeolian wall lizard), 1266 nucleotides. RefSeq names its product shisa family member 3 (gene SHISA3). NCBI's taxonomy places the organism in Eukaryota, Metazoa, Chordata, Lepidosauria, Squamata, Lacertidae. Bases 16 to 765 code for a protein of 249 amino acids. The transcript is spliced from 2 exons. The record is from RefSeq and is a predicted model, not a curated record.